Molecule: messenger RNA, 1239 nt
Organism: Nerophis lumbriciformis (worm pipefish)
Lineage: Eukaryota; Metazoa; Chordata; Actinopteri; Syngnathiformes; Syngnathidae
Gene: tspan34a
Product: tetraspanin 34a
Cellular component (GO): plasma membrane
Source: RefSeq, a predicted model, not a curated record
CCAGGGGGAAAAAAAGUCAGUGACGUGCAGGCCAUGAAGUCCCCUUUUUGUCUCUAUCUGCGUAAUAUGGGUGUGUUUUUUGUGAAACUGGGGAGAAGAUAAAGGAACGCACAGAAGGCUUUUUGUCGCACACACUCCUGAUUGAUCAACGGACUUCUCCGCAAACACAGUAUUAGAAACAGACGCCAAGAUGUGUUGCGCAGGAUUCCUCAAACUGAUGAUGUUCAUCUUCAACGGCGCCAUCUUUGUAGCAGGUGCUGCCAUCCUGGGCGUGGGCAUUUGGGUGAAGGUGGACAGCAAUUCCCUGAUGGGAAUACUGGAUAGCGUGGAGGACAUUCCCUCAGAGGUAUCCGAGGUCGCCAACGUCGCCUACCUGCUCAUCGCGGUGGGGUCCGUGUUGCUGGUCAUCGGCUUCCUGGGCUGCUGCGGCGCCGUGAAGGAGAGCAGGUGCAUGCUUCUGACGUUCUUCAGUAUCGUGCUGAUAAUAUUCCUCGUCGAGGUCGCCGGCGCUGUGGUGCUGCUGGUUUUUAGCGACGUGGCCGAGAAGCUCUUUGACAGCCUCGAGACCGAAGUCAAGAAAAGCCUCGGCGAGAAGUACGGAAGCGACGAGAGCCUGACCUCGCUCUGGAACAGCACCAUGAUGGGGUUUCAGUGCUGCGGGUACAAGAACUACACCGACUUCAACGGCUCGCCCUUCUACACGCAAAACAACGGCUCCUAUCCGUCCCAGUGUUGCAACGGGACGGAGGCAGGCGGCACCUGUAGCACAGAGGCGGCAGGAACGGCCGCGGAACUGAAGUUGGUUGACGGCUGCUUAGACAAGCUGAUGCAGCUUAUUGAGGAAAACAUCAUGAUAAUUGCCGCUGUGGCGCUCGGGAUUGCCGCUCUUGAGAUUGCUGCCAUGGUGGUUUCAAUGGUUCUCUACAAGCAGAUUGGUAACAAAGCGUGAUAGCCGCUCUGUUGUUUUUCUUGUAAUUUAAUAAGAUCGCUGAUACAUUUCCUUGAGGAAAAGUUGUUUUACACCCAGUUUCACUGAGAACAGUCAGGGAUAAAAAAAAAAAAAAAGUGUGUUUAUAUUUCAAUGGAUGCCUUGACCUUAAAUCAUUAAGCUUGUAAUAUAGACAAUGUGCGGGUAUUAAUAACUGUAUGAUAUCACUUGCAGACUGAUGACGUCAUUCUAUUUUUUAUAUUUGAUCAAAGCAAAGAAAUAAAAGGGAGUGUUGGUAUUUGUUCAAGUUA